Messenger RNA from Cyprinus carpio (common carp), 2742 nucleotides. It is a transcript of the gene agfg1a, whose product is annotated as ArfGAP with FG repeats 1a. The record is from RefSeq and is a predicted model, not a curated record. NCBI's taxonomy places the organism in Eukaryota, Metazoa, Chordata, Actinopteri, Cypriniformes, Cyprinidae. Gene Ontology annotation, molecular function: GTPase activator activity.
GAGGGCUAUGGCACUGGCAGUGAAAGUAGAGUGGGCAGGCUGGCCGUUAAAGAAAGUGCCUGCGCUCAGGACCCUCCUCUCUUCACUACGGCGCUUUUCGCCCGUUGUUCGCGAAACGUGAGGCCCUUCUGAAGAGCUCCGGUCCGUCCUAUAACGUUACCUUCCCGUUUCCCGUUGAUACGUUUGAAAGGAAGCUCCAGUCUAAUAUUUCCCCAGGAACACAUAUUGGAUUUUUAUUUAAUUUUUUUUAAUUGACCGACGCUAUAUUAACGGCUCCGGCCAUGGCAGCCAGCGCGAAGCGAAAACAGGAGGAAAAACACCUGAAGAUGCUGCGGGAAAUGACGAGUUUGGCGCCCAACCGAAAGUGCUUCGACUGCGACCAGCGCGGCCCGACCUACGCCAACAUGACCGUGGGCUCGUUCGUCUGCACCUCCUGCUCAGGCAUCCUACGAGGCCUGAAUCCCCCCCACAGAGUGAAGUCCAUCUCCAUGACGACUUUCACGCAACAGGAAAUAGAAUUUCUACAGAAGCAUGGAAAUGAGUUAUGUAAACGGAUAUGGCUCGGCCUUUAUGAUGACAGAAACUUGGUCAUCCCAGACUUCAGAGAACCUCAGAAAGUCAAAGAGUUUCUUCAGGACAAAUACGAAAAGAAGCGAUGGUAUGUUUCUCCAGAGCAGGCUAAGACGGUGGCGUCAGUUCAUGCUUCAGUCUCUGGUUCAUCUGCUAGCAGCACCAGCAGCACUCCAGAGGUCCGACCUCUCAAAACAUUACUGGGUGAAGCAGUAACCACUUUACACCUCAACAAAAACACACCCAGCCAGUCUCCGGUUGUGUCCCGCACUCAGCUGACCCAGCAGCAGCAGCAGCAUCAGGACAGGAAGUUCGAUCUGCUCAGCGAUCUAGGUGGUGACAUUUUUGCAGCUCCGCACUCACAGUCCACAGGCAAUGCAAACUUUGCCAACUUUGCACAUUUCAACAGUCAUUUGGCAGCGCAGAACGCACAUUCUAAUGCAGACUUUGCGAAUUUUGAUGCAUUCAAUAAUAGUUCUGCUGCUCAAACCACAGCGGCAUUUCCAUCAGCUCCACAAGCCUCAUUUCAACCCGCACAACCAGGUAGCUCAUCAGGACUGGCUAAUGCCAACUUUGCGAACUUCGAUAACUUCCCCAAAUCGUCCAGUGCUGAUUUCGCCUCAUUUAGCUCCACCCAGAAUAACUCUGCGGGAGAGGGGCAUAAAGUGGAAGCAGUCAGUGUCUCUGCAGACCGAUACGCAGCCCUCGCCAACGUCUUCGGCAGCAAACCUGAGCAAGGUACGAGUUCAGCCCCUCCGUCAGCAGGUGUGGGUCCUCCACCUCCACAAGCAGCUCUGUUUGGCGGCGAUCGCUACGCUGCUCUAGCAGAACUAGACAAUGUCUUUAGCCCCUCAGCGCCAAACGUGAGCAGCUACAACACUGCCACCACCGCACAAGGGUCUAUGUUUGGAUCCUCUGCGGCUGCUCCUCCAGUUCAAGCACAACAGGGUUUACCCAGCAUGCCUCAGGGUUUUGGAGGGCCUUCGACGAAUCCAUUCGUCGCUCCCGGGGCUCCGCAGGCCGCUCCCACUAACCCGUUUCAGACCAAUGGAAGAGCAGCAGUACCAGGAGUGGCUGUGGCCACAGCAGACACGUUGGGACCCCUUCUGGGUCAGGCUUACUCUGCGGCCCACUUCGCCUCUUUCGGUCCUCCGUCCAUGAGCAUGCCGACUGGGUUUGGAAACGCUGCUGCGUACAACCUUCCCACCAGCUUCAGUGGAAACUUCCAGCAGGCGUUUCCUGGACAGCCGUUCACCCAGCAGCACGCGUAUCCCCAACAACCCAACGGAGGUUUUGCUGCAUUUGGUCAGGGUAAAGUCACUCCGUUUGGACAGAACAUGACGGCCCCUGGAGUAACCAACAAUCCCUUCCUGGCAGGGGCACCAGCAGCACAGUUUCCUGCAGGAGGCUCAUCCACAAACCCCUUCUUAUAGCACGCCUUUGUCCUCUGCUCCUCCGGAGGGUGGCCUGUGACUCUUUCACACCUCUUGCACUGUUUUGUUUCUCAAGUAGCUUUAAAAAAAAAAAAACAUCAAAUUCUUAAAGAAUUUUUUUUAUUGAAUUUUAAGAGCAGAAGACUGAAAAAAAAAAAGCAAAGGAAUAUGGUCCUGUCUAUGGCACAUCCAUGAUGACAGAAAACAAAACAUGUUGCAGGGUUGUUUGGAGAAGAGGAAUUCCUGUGAACUGGCCUGACCUGGAAAUCAUCUGCACGACGUGGUUGAUUACUAUGUUAUUGCAAACCUCCUGUUCAUGUUAAUGCUGCAAUUCUGUAUAUAAUUCUUUCAUAGAAAUUGCUCAAGUUUAAAUUUUUGUGCAUAUCAGUAUUUGUAUCUUUAACACACAUACACACGCGUCCAAACACACAUGCUGCAUAUACGGCGUUGACAUCCGCCAUGCUGUGAAUAACAUUAAGCAAGAAUGUGGAAUCCCUUUUUGACAUCAUAGUGUCGCCUUUUUGUGCUUUUGGAGUUUCUGAGAAUGAGGCAAAAACAGUUUUUCCGUUACGAGGAGUUUAAACCACAAGACUCUUUUUGAAUGUCAACUCCUCCUGAAUUCUUGAGACUCAGACUCAAGACCACUUAUAUGUUACAGAAAUCUAAGUUAAUGUGUGUAUAUACAUAUAUAUAUAUGAAUAAAUAUAUACAAUAUAUAUUAAAAUGAAUUUUGCCUAAA